ACUUCCGGCCGGAGCCAAGAUGGCGGCGGCGCGGCCGCGGGCGCCAGAGCGACGGCGGCGGCGGCGGCGGCUCUGGGCUCGCUGAGGCGCUGGCACGUCGCGCUCUGGGUUCAUGUAAUCAAAGAAGUUUCUUUGUUGUGUGUAUCUUUACAGAAUACAACAGGAAUUGAAAAUGCAUCAGAACACUGAAUCUGUGGCAGCCACUGAGACUCUGGCUGAGGUACCUGAACACGUACUGCGAGGACUUCCAGAGGAAGUGAGACUUUUACCAUCUGCGGUUGACAAGAGUCGGAUUGGAGUCUGGGCUACUAAACCAAUUUUAAAAGGGAAAAAGUUUGGGCCAUUUGUUGGUGACAAAAAGAAAAGAUCGCAGGUCAGGAAUAAUGUGUACAUGUGGGAGGUGUACUACCCAAAUUUGGGGUGGAUGUGCAUUGAUGCCACCGAUCCCGAGAAGGGCAACUGGCUACGCUAUGUGAACUGGGCUUGCUCAGGAGAAGAGCAAAAUUUAUUUCCACUGGAAAUCAACAGAGCCAUUUAUUAUAAAACCCUAAAGCCAAUCGCGCCUGGCGAGGAGCUCCUGGUCUGGUACAAUGGGGAAGACAACCCCGAGAUAGCAGCUGCGAUUGAGGAAGAGCGAGCCAGCGCCCGGAGCAAGCGGAGCUCUCCGAAGAGCCGCAGAGGGAAGAAGAAAUCACAAGAGAAUAAAAACAAAAGCAUCAGAACCCAGGCCACACAGCUGAAAGCAAGUGAACCAGACUCUCCCUUUGCCAACAUGAGAGGCUCUGCAGAAGGUCCUAAAGAAGAGGACGAGAGGCCUUUGGCUUCUGCACCUGAGCAGCCAGCCCUUCUGCCAGAGGUGGUCAGCCAGGAUGCAGUUCCACAGGUGGCCAUCCCUCUUCCAGCCUGCGAGCCACAGCCAGAGCCAGAUGGGAAGCAAGAAGUUACAGACUGUGAGAUCAAUGAUUUGGAGGAAGAGGAAGAGGAGGAUGAGGAUGAGGAGUUGGAAGAGGAAGAGGAAGAGGAGUUGGAAGAAGAUGGAGAGGAAGAAGCUGACAUAUCUAACGAAAGCUCUGUGAAAGAGCCAGAAAUACGGUGUGAAGAAAAGCCGGAGGAUUUAUUAGAAGAACCACAGAGUAUUUCAAAUGAAACUUCUGAAGACUCUCCAGACGUGAUCCCUCUUCUCCACAUCCCCAGAACUAGAGAGGAGGCCAAUGGUGAUGUGUUUGAAACAUUUAUGUUUCCAUGUCAACAUUGUGAAAGAAAAUUUGCAACCAAGCAGGGGCUUGAACGUCACAUGCAUAUCCACAUGUCUACAAUCAAUCAUGCUUUCAAGUGCAAGUACUGUGGGAAAGCGUUUGGCACACAGAUUAACAGGAGGCGGCAUGAGCGUCGCCACGAAGCAGGGUUAAAGAGGAAGCCCAGCGUGACACUACAGCCCUCAGAGGAUCCAGAUGAUGGCAAGGGAGAAAACAUCAUUUCUAAAGAUGACUUGAGUCCACCUCAGCUUGCGCAAGACUCUUUGAUAUUGAACUCAGAGAAAUCCUCACAGGACAUAGUAAAUUCAUCUUUCAUGGAAGAGAAUGGUGAAGUUAAAGAACUUCAUCCAUGCAAGUACUGCAAAAAGGUAUUUGGAACGCACACCAAUAUGAGACGACAUCAGCGCAGAGUUCACGAACGCCACCUGAUUCCCAAAGGCGUCCGGCGAAAAGGAGGACUCUUAGAAGAGCCGCAGCCACCAGCAGAGCAGCCCCCACCCUCCCAGAAUGUCUAUGUACCAAGCACAGAGCCAGAGGAGGAAGGGGAAACGGAUGAUGUGUAUAUCAUGGACAUUUCGAGCAACAUCUCUGAAAACCUAAAUUACUAUAUUGACGGUAAGAUUCAGACCAACAACAGCACUAGUAAUUGUGAUGUGAUUGAGAUGGAGUCUAAUUCUGCACACUUGUAUGGCAUAGAUUGCCUGCUUACUCCGGUAACUGUGGAGAUUACUCAAAAUAUAAAGAACACCCAGAUCUCUAUAACAGACGAUCUUCCUAAGGAGUCUCCCAGCAGCACAAAUUGUGAAUCCAAGAAACGGAGGACUGCCAGUCCGCCUGUGCUCCCCAAAAUUAAAGCUGAGGCAGAGUCUGACCCCACGGCACCCUCAUGUUCUUUAAGUCUACCUCUGAGCAUAUCAACAACAGAGGUGGUAUCUUUCCAUAAAGAGAAAGGUGUCUAUUUGUCUUCAAAACUCAAGCAGCUUCUUCAGACCCAGGACAAGCUGACUCCUGCAGGGAUCUCAGCAGCCGAAAUUCCUAAGUUAGGCCCUGUGUGUGUUUCUGCUCCCGCAUCCAUGUUACCUGUGACCUCUAGUAGGUUUAAGAGGCGCACCAGCUCUCCGCCCAGCUCUCCACAGCACAGCCCUGCCCUGCGAGAUUUUGGGAAACCAAGUGAUGGGAAAGCAGCAUGGACAGACACAGUUCUGACUUCCAAGAAACCCAAGUUAGAAAGUCGUAGUGACUCACCAGCCUGGAGUUUGUCUGGGAGAGAUGAGAGAGAGAGUGGAAGCCCUCCUUGCUUUGAAGAAUACAAAAUAACAAAAGAAUGGGCAGCCAGUUCCACUUUCGGCAAUGUGUGCAACCAACAGCCAUUGGAUUUAUCCAGUGGGGUCAAACAGAAGUCAGAGGGCACAGGCAAGACUCCAGUCCCUUGGGAAUCUGUACUGGAUCUCAGUGUGCAUAAAAAGCCUUGUGAUUCUGAAAGCAAGGAAUUCAAAGAGAACCAUUUGACACAGCCAUCCUGUGGUACUGCAAAGAAGAAAAAACCAACCACCUGCAUGUUGCAAAAGGUUCUUCUCAAUGAGUACAAUGGUGUUAGCUUACCUACAGAAACCACAGCAGAGGUGACCAGGAGCCCAAGUCCCUGUAAAUCCUUAGAUACGCAGCCAGAUCCUGAAUUUGGUCCUGACUUGAGUUGCUCAGCCCCUGCUGUUGAGUCCCCACCUGAAGUUGUUAACCCUUCAUCACCCCCUCUCCAGACAGCCUCCCUGUCUUCGGGUCAGCUGCCUCCUCUCUUGGUCCCUACAGAGCCUUGUUCUCCUCCCCCUUGCCCUCCUGUGUUAACUGUUGCCACUCCACCACCUCCCCUCCUUCCAAAUGUCCCUCUCCCCACCCCCUCUUCUGAUGCCUCUCCUCAGCAGUGCCCCUCUCCGUUCUCAAAUGCCACUGCCCAGUCUCCCCUUCCAAUUCUCUCCCCAACAGUGUCCCCCUCACCCUCUCCCAUUCCUCCUGUAGAGCCACUCAUGUCUGCUGCUUCCCCUGGUCCUCCAACACUUUCUUCCUCUUCCUCCUCUUCCUCUUCUUCCUUCUCUUCCUCUUCAUGCUCCUCCACAUCCCCGUCACCACCCCCUCUCUCAGCAGUGUCAUCUGUGGUUUCCUCUGGGGACAACCUGGAAGCAUCUCUCCCCGCAAUAACUUUCAAGCAGGAGGAGUCAGAGAAUGAAGGUCUGAAACCCAAGGACGAGGCCCUUCCUGCAGGUGAACAGAGUGUGGUCCAGGAAACAUUCAGCAAAAACUUUGUUUGCAAUGUCUGUGAAUCACCUUUUCUUUCCAUUAAAGAUCUAACCAAACAUUUAUCUGUUCAUGCUGAAGAAUGGCCCUUCAAGUGUGAGUUUUGUGUGCAGCUUUUUAAGGGUAAGACUGAUCUGUCAGAGCAUCGAUUUCUGCUUCAUGGAGUCGGAAAUAUUUUUGUGUGUUCUGUAUGUAAAAAAGAAUUUGCCUUCUUGUGCAAUUUACAGCAGCACCAGCGUGAUCUCCACCCAGAUGAGGUGUGCACACACCACGAGUUUGAAAGUGGAACCUUGAGGCCCCAAAACUUCACAGACCCCAGCAAGGCCCAUGUGGAGCUUAUGCAGAGUCUGCCAGAAGAGCCUUCAGAAACUUCUAGAGAUGAGGAGUUAAAUGAUUCCUCUGAAGAGCUUUACACAACCAUCAAAAUAAUGGCAUCUGGAAUAAAGACAAAAGAUCCAGAUGUUCGUCUCGGUCUCAAUCAGCACUACCCGAGCUUUAAACCACCCCCAUUUCAGUACCACCAUCGAAACCCCAUGGGGAUUGGGGUGACAGCCACAAACUUCACCACGCACAAUAUUCCACAGACUUUCACUACUGCCAUUCGCUGUACAAAGUGUGGAAAGGGUGUUGAUAAUAUGCCCGAGCUGCAUAAACAUAUCUUGGCGUGUGCAUCUGCAAGUGACAAGAAGAGGUACACCCCUAAGAAAAACCCAGUGCCCCUGAAACAAACUGUGCAACCCAAAAACGGAGUGGUAGUUUUAGACAACUCUGGGAAAAAUGCCUUCAGACGGAUGGGGCAGCCCAAGAGACUGAGCUUCAAUGUUGAGCUCAGCAAAAUGUCUCCAAAUAAGCUCAAGCUAAGCGCAUUAAAGAAAAAAAACCAGCUGGUGCAGAAAGCGAUCCUUCAGAAGAACAGAUCUGCAAAGCAGAGGGCAGACCUGAAGGACACUUCCGAGGCAUCUUCUCACAUCUGUCCUUACUGUGACAGGGAGUUCACAUACAUCGGCAGCCUGAAUAAGCAUGCCGCUUUCAGCUGUCCUAAAAAACCCCUUUCUCCUUCCAAAAGAAAAGUGUCCCAUUCAUCUAAGAAAGGUAGCCAUGCUUCACCUGCUAGCAGUGACAGGAACAAUAGCAGUAAUCCCCGGAGGCGGACUGCAGAUGCAGAGAUUAAGAUGCAGAGCACACAGGCACCCUUGGGUAAGACCAGAGCUCGGAGCUCAGGCCCUGCCCAACCCUCACUGCCUUCAUCAUCCUUCAGAUCCAGACAGAAUGUCAAAUUUGCAGCUUCGGUCAAAUCCAAAAAAGCAAGCUCUUCAUCUUUGAGGAAUUCCAGUCCUAUAAGAAUGGCCAAAAUUACUCAUGUAGAGGGCAAAAAAUCCAAAGCUGUUGCCAAGAGUCAUGCUGCUCAGCUCUCAAGCAAAUCAUCCCGAAGUCUGCAAGUGAGAGUGCAGAAGAGCAAGGCUGUUCUACAAAGCAAGACUGCUCUGGCCAGUAAGAAAAGAACAGACCGGUUCAUAGUAAAAUCUAGAGAGCGGAGUGGGGGCCCAAUCACCAGAAGCCUUCAGCUGGCAGCUGCUGCGGACCUGAGUGAGAGCAGGAGAGAGGACAGCAGUGCCAGGCAUGAGCUGAAGGACUUCAGUGUUUCUCAGUUGGCUUAGAGGAGACUUCGUGAUGCAAGCAGCUCCCAUGUGCCAUGAUUUGCUGUUCUCAGCUCUGCAGAACUUGUGGAUUGCAGCAAACCAGGAUUGUAAGCCAUGUCCAGCAUCAGACACUUGCACUUGAAAGCCAGUGUAGGAUAGGGUUCUGCAGCUUUUAAGGCCAUGUGCCACCAGCCACAUGGAUGUAGUCAGAACACAGCAUUGAGCACAGGACUCCACAGAUGAUCAGUUGGCCACUUCCUAGAUCACCAGCAAGAAUAUCAUUCUGAGGUUAAAAAGCCAUAUGCUCCAAAUGUUUUAUUCAAAACAAAACCACAAAAAAAAAAAAAAAAAAAAAAGAAGAAGAAGAAGAAAAGAAAAAGAAAAAAAAAAAAAAAAAAAGCAGGUGAGCCUCUCCCUGAGUGUGAGGCACAGUCUGCCUGGGCCUUCUUGCCGCUGCUUUUGGAUCUGUUGCUGAAGACUCCUUUCCAGAGAGGAGAAGCAGACUCUUACCAUGUUCUUUCCUGUAAUCCAAAGAGCUGUUCUGUCCAAGCAAUAUUUCCAUUUUUCAUGACGCCCCAGCUCCUUGUCCAGAAGUCAGAAAGCUAGAGAAGCAGCAGCUCUAGCACAGGUUCCCACCACUUCCUGGUGCUGAGUGAACAAAGUGAUCUCUGACACACACAGCCCCCUCUCCCCAUCCCAGGGCCCAUACCCACUGCAAACUGUGGGUUGGAAACAGCCCUGUUUCGUUAGGGCAGGAAUCAAGUUGUUAAAACGAUUAGAGACAUUCAUGUUUCUGUCUGGUGACGUUUGUCUUACAGUCUUUUCACCUUUUUCUUUAACAUGGUCAGUUCAUACAAGGUUGUGUUGUGUUAUCAUUUAUCUUCAGUUUUUUUUAUUUCUUAGGCACUUCUUGUAGAAACACUCCCCCCCAAAACCAACCAACCAAACAAACAAACUUUAAACUUUUCCUGACUAAAAGGUAUUGCAUGCUCAGCUUAGGAUAAGCACUACGGCAAAGGAUAUGACAUCUACCCAGCUUGCGAGACCAGUGGAAGCCGACUCAAAAGCUGUACCAUACAGUUGUACCACAGGCUUCUUGCUUUGCUUAGAGUCAAGCAUCUGUCUCCUUGGUGGAGCCAGAUGUGUGCUGGGCUCUCAGGUGACUGAGAUCCAAAGAGAAAGGAGCUGUAAGAUGGGCUAGAAUGGACUGGCUGCUUCCUCAUCAUGGAAAUGGCCACUCUGAGUGGUUCUUGAGUGGCAGAGAGCAGCAAAGGGAGCAAUUGAACUGCACCUUGCAAAGCAAGUAGCUCUUGUUUUUGUAUCAGUGGUCCUCAUAGUUUCAGGGAUGACAGAUUGGGUGUGCUUACCUCAGAACACUUGCUUACACACCAGCCCUUGAUGCCUUUCUUCCAUGUGAAUUACACAGAGAGGCAUUUAGCUGUUUCCUAGCCCUCUCCCCUUAAAAAAAUUUAAUCACAAGCAGAUUGCCAGCAGAAUGCAGAGAAAACCAGAUUGGAUAUGGACUCCUUUUCAUGCCUCUGUUAGCAUAAUGUUUAUCCAGCUGUACAUUUUCCUCUUAUUGUCUGGCACUAGUUUAUAGCUAUUAUAUUAUGAGAUGCUAUGUAGCCGUGUAUCAGUGCACGGAAAGCAUCCAGGCCUGUAUGGCUGUUUGUGUCCACAUACCAGGUCUCACUCUUCAGUCUCAGUAGAUUCAAUGCAACAGAUUGGCCUCUCCUUCCAAAGCAGGUCAGCACCUCUUCUCCAUGAGUGCUGAUGCUUCCCCCCCGUAUUAAUGACUGAGUUGGUGGAAAAUGGCUACAUCUUAUUCAUACUGUGUUUUGUACUCAACCUUAAAAGUAAUCUACCUCUUCAGAUUUGUAGGUUAAUACUUGUUUGCUGAAUUUGUGCCACAUUAACCUUUCACUACCAUUCCCAUUUUGUUACAUCUCUGUUAAGGAGACUUUAUGUUGAAAUACUGUAUAAAGCAUUUGUAGCGGUUAAAAAAUAAAAUAUUUAAAAUUAUUUAAAUUGUUUUUGGGUGCCUCAAUUGUAUUUUGUGAUUUAUAGCUUACAUUUUUGUUUGCAUUGUUAAUCUGGACAGUGUCUGCUGUACUGAAGUUUGCUGUUAGUUACUUUAUUGCUUCUUGUUGCAGAGUGCUAUAAAGAUUAUUCUAAUGAAAACAUUAAAAUUUACAAUUUGAUACGCAAAAGGGAUUGUUCAUUGAUUUUUAACAAAUGUAGCCUUGACAGUUCAUUACAGACAUACAAGAGCGAUGUUUGCUACUUGUCCUGUUAGCAUGGAUACAUCCUCUGCUUGUCAGAUGUCUUAAGAUUUUUUUCAUGUUAUUUAAAACACCUGAUAACUAGGGAAGAAUUGGAUGAUGCAUUCUAUAUCAUUGUAACUAAUAAACACUUUGUAAACACUUGUGAAA
This is a messenger RNA of Meriones unguiculatus (Mongolian gerbil), 7617 nucleotides long. RefSeq names its product PR/SET domain 2 (gene Prdm2). Gene Ontology annotation, cellular component: nucleus. Lineage: Eukaryota; Metazoa; Chordata; Mammalia; Rodentia; Muridae. Gene Ontology annotation, molecular function: histone methyltransferase activity; protein binding; RNA polymerase II transcription regulatory region sequence-specific DNA binding. Gene Ontology annotation, biological process: regulation of transcription by RNA polymerase II. The transcript has 9 exons. The record is from RefSeq and is a predicted model, not a curated record. The coding region runs from base 173 to 5203 and encodes 1676 amino acids.